Bicyclus anynana (squinting bush brown) is the source of this 4614-nucleotide messenger RNA. RefSeq lists its product as uncharacterized. The coding region runs from base 548 to 2635 and encodes 695 amino acids. The transcript is spliced from 15 exons. The record is from RefSeq and is a predicted model, not a curated record. Lineage: Eukaryota; Metazoa; Arthropoda; Insecta; Lepidoptera; Nymphalidae.
GUCGCGAUAUUACCGCCCGAUUAUAUACACGCGUCGCGUGUUCCGCAGAUACUUCGUAUUCAAUCUCGAUAAUAAAUUGUUAAUACAUUCAUAAAUACUUAUUAUCAGAUAUUGCAUCUAUUAUAAUAAAAUUAUACACCGUGCAGUGCUAAGUGUGUGCCAGAAUCGUAUUCAUUUACGAUAGAUAUAAAAACAUUAUCGCCAAAUUCAAAUUGUUGGUGAUAAAAUAUUUUGUUGAAAUUUAGUUUUGCAUGUGUAAUAGGUAUUUGUUGAUGUACAUUAUCUUUAGUGAAUAGCAUUAACUAGUGUAUCUACUGAAUAUUUAUUUUAGAGCUCACGGCGGUCGAUAAACUGCGAUUGUAACAGCACGUGUAACUUUCAGCUGUAGGAAAAAUAAUUAGGUUUUAUCACCAAAUACAUUAGAACAACUGAGUGAAGCGGAUCCACGACUAAAGCAGAGGAAUGAGCUGAAUACAUAACAUCGUCUUGAUGAUGACGAUGACAUACCGACGGGAAAACAAACUAUGAGGAGUAAGAGAUACAAAAGAUGGAUCCACUGGAACUUGUGCCUUUAGAAUCGGGCACCCCCCGGCCCCGACCGUCCCGCCAGCUGAGCCAGCUGCCGGCGCGCGCGUGCUGCAAGGGCCCGCUGCGCCUGUGCCGUCUGCUGCUGCUCAUGAUCGUGCUGCCCAGUCUCUUCAUAUUUGUGCCCCUCUACAUGAGGUACCGCGUGUUCUCCGGACAAAUGUACCCCAUGAGUAUGACGGACAUGCGGCUGAUAGACAGCAAGAUAUCCCCCACGUGGUGUCAGACGCAAGUGGUCAAAUCGAACGCAACGUUCAACGCGUUCGUGGUGCCAGGACCCCCAGAGCUAACCGAUGAACUGGUGCCUGUCUCUAUGACCAGGGAACUUGAGCUCGAAGACGACAUGAAGGAGUACUGGGGGUUCUACCUGCUGCAGGGCUCUACUGUGACUGUGUCAGCAUGUGUCAGCUGGCCUGGGGCAUCCUUAAUCAUGAUCAAAGGAUAUAAGCACCUCCAAGAGUGCGCGUACAUCGGAGACGACUCCUCUGAAGAGCUAGACGAACUGAUGGAGACGUACAAACGCGGGUUGAUGAACAACACCACGUUACUGGACAAAAUCAAUAAACUAAAUAAAGAAGAUGGGAAGGCUAACGACCCUGGUACAAUGAAGAGACAUAAGCCAGGUGUAUCCUUCCACGACCCAAACCAAACAGCGAAUGUGACGUCCUCCGACAAUGUACCGACCAAUGAUGUAACCGAUCAUGACCCAAAGGAACUUCGGCAAAUUUUGGAAAGGUUGCACGCUCUAAAACAAGCAGCUAAGACUGAAUCUGCAAAAUCGUACCACCCACCGUCGCACCUGAUGUCUCUGCCGACGCUUCACAGACAUCGAGACACUAACGUAGACAGAGAUGAAAGAAGAUGGCUGACAUUCAAGGAUAUAGACUCAGUUAACAACGAGAAAGAUGCAAGCAGAACUAAUAAAACAGAGGAAGAAAAUGCAGCACCAGCAAAUGUUGUAUCCGUUAAUAUAACAAAUAACGAAACAAACACGAAUAAUCUUAAGGACCCAGAUCACGAUGGUGAAGAUAAUGUAAUCACUUCUAAACCCAAUCAUAAAACACACGAUAAUAUGAUAAUGGAAAAUGGGAUUAAGAACAAUGUUGACGCAAAUCUUAACACGACGGAUAAGGAUCAGAACCGCAAGGAAGAAAUAGAUUCCAAAGAAGUCUUCAAUGACGUGUUGAAACAAUUGCAAGGUUUGGGAGAUAGAGGUAAACGCGUGCUGGCACGGCUUCACGAGACUAUGGAAUUGACUUAUCAUGAUAAGUCCAUAGAUGAAACAACAAAGAGUGAAGAAAACUUGGAUCAUUUGCGAAAUGUACUUGUGGAAGCCAUAGAUGAAGAAAAGACUAGAACACAGAGACAGGAAAAACGUCGUCAGGCCAGGGAAGACGCACGACUCAAGCGGGAGCUGCUUCUGGGGCAAAUUGAACUUCAAAAACAAUUUAAUGAGGAUGAUGAAGCCAGGGACUUAGCUGCUGAAGAGGGUCUGGAACCAGACGGAUUUGCGGAGCAUCAUAACCAGAUCAACGAAACAACAGCAUUUGACAUGUCCAACUCGGAGUUCUGGUCGUCGUUCUCAAGUAGCGAGGAAGCAUUGCUCGAGUGUGCCGGUCUCAUACUCAACCUUCCCCUCACUCCUCACUCCUCGUGCCGACCUGACGCGACUGAAUCCCAGAGCCAUACAGCAGCAAGAGCUAACGCUUUGACUUAUAGAGUGCCAGCUAACGGUUACUACUUCUUCGUGUUCAACUCCGAAAACGAAGUGCAGAAGAACUUCAUCAGGGCUCGCUUCGACCUGCAGAAGACGAAGUACGACGUCGCUCGCACCACCCUCAGGGAGUGCAGGAAUAGCACCGAACGGUGUGACCUGCCACUGGAUAUCUUCUCAAGCCAAAAAGUUGUUUUAGAGCUUCCAUUGAGAAACAACGAUUCUCUCUGGAACGAGCAGUUCGUCAUAAUAUCGGAGUGUGAGCCUCGGACGUCGGUGUAUCUGGCUUGUGUGAUUGCUGUGCCGAUUUUGAUACUUUUGUUUGCUUUUCAAUAACAUUGAAGAACCGAAUAUAUAUUUAGGUAUUACUCAAGUAUUUGAAUGUGCCAAAGUGGGAGAGGUAGGUUAACCUAAAGAGGUUUCACUGCAUGGGUGCGAUUCCGCUAUUUUACACUCGUCGAUGAACUGUUUGCCUGUAACACGUCGUCGAAUUUCAACUGUAUGUAUUUAAAAUACCAGCUUAAAAAGUCACUAUCGAACGAUGUCACUUUAAAGAAUGUGUAAAGUGACAUCGUUCGAUAGUGUAUCUGUAUUCUUUUGAGAGUUUUGUUUCUUAUCGAAAAUAUAUUGAGAUUUUAUUUUUAUAACAUAGACAGUAGCUAAGUACCUACCUAAGUAUUUUAGAACUGAUUAUGUUCGAAUAGCGACAAACACGAGGGUCCAAGUUUCUAUAUAAGAUUUUAGAUAAUAGUUAAAUCAAUACAAAGGAAUUUUUAUAUUGACGCCCGCGUGGAGCUAUGGGUAGAGGUAGUGAGAGAGGUAGUUCAACCCUUUAGGGGUAGAAUUUUGAAAAAUCUUGUUUUAUACUAUUAUAUUAUUCUGGUUGUUCACAUACCAAUUUUUUAAAAAAUUAUGGACUUUCCAUACAAACUUUCAACCAUAGAAUUGGACCUGCUACAGUUUUAGUAUAAGUUCUAUAGAUUGAACGAGUGCGUAGUGCCUUAUGAUGAUGCUGUUAAUUACUUAUUGUAGUUAGGUACUAAAAGAGCAAUAAUUCCUUAUUAUUGUAUUUUCCAGAUAAUUUAAAAUAUCAAGAAAGACGACAGCAGAUAAUAAUUUGAAUAGGUACCUAAUUAUUAAGAGUUAUUGCUAUAAACUUCUUAGAAAUGUCCUUGCGUUAAUUAAGAGAUGUAGAUGGCUCAUUUCUGUAAUGUGAUGUACCUACUCGUAUACAUAUAGAUAGAUAAAUAGGCUCAGAAAUUUCAAUUUUAUAUUAACAGAGGUAAUAAGUUAAGUAAAUGGUUCCAAAUCCGAGAAUGGUUAAGUUUCUACCUACUAAUGUUACCUACAUUCCUUAGGCACAUAGACAAUUUCGAAUAUAGUUCUAUUUUAGAUCGAUUAAACUUAAACUGAAAAAACUAUAAACUGUUUUAGAGCAACUUACGGUACUCAGGAAGACCAUUAGGUACCUAUAAAUGUUUUGUUUUAAAUUAAUCUUUCUUUGUUUAUAAAAUAUUUAGAGGAGGCUAUCUAUAUAUAUAACACGGUGUAUAUAUAGAUAUAGAGUAACAAUAUAAACACCGAACUACAACAAUUUAUAUCUAAAGGUGAUAUUAUUAUAAUGUAUUAGUAGAUAAGAGGUCCGUAUCUUUUCCUCAAAAGGUUUUAAAUACAAAUUCGUAUAGGUACAAAUCGACAUGAGACCGUAGUUAUAGUGAGCGACACUUUCACCGUAAAUGACAAUUUUAGUACAACUUUGCUUAAGAUAACGAUUUGGGGGGAGGAAUGGUAAAUUGGAUCGAUACCAACUGCUUAGUCUAUCGUUAGUAAAACUAUUUUUAUAAUCUUAGUGUAACAGGUUGUAACAUCUUUAUUGUAAGUAUAAAUGCCUUGAAACAUUGUUGUAACAAGAUGAUCAAAUUCUUGAUUCUAUGUAAAGUUUCAAGUACCAAAAGUAGAAAUUAGUAAAAUUUUGUUUUUGUCGGUUACGGUAAUCCAGCGGUUAGUGUCUAUUUCUUAUGCAUUCUAUGAUUAUAUCUAACGUAUAUAAUUAAAAUAGAAUUUACAGAAGAUGAUGUACCUACCUAAUGAAAUUGGAGAAUAAAAACGUUAAUGAUAAAAAAAAUAUUUGAAUUGAUAAUAGUUUCAAUAGAAAAUUUAACACAUUCAUAUCCGCUGCGCCUAGUGGAUUUUUAUAAAAUCUUUAGAGGAAAAAGGUUCAUUAGGUACAUGGUUAUACAAUUCUCGAUUCACAAUCAAAUAAAAAUAGGUAUUUUAUAAGUUUAUGUUAGCACGCAUUAAAUGAUAUCUACUUG